Aphanomyces astaci is the source of this 1899-nucleotide messenger RNA. RefSeq lists its product as hypothetical. The record is from RefSeq and is a predicted model, not a curated record. The transcript is spliced from 7 exons. The coding region runs from base 1 to 1899 and encodes 632 amino acids. NCBI's taxonomy places the organism in Eukaryota, Oomycota, Saprolegniomycetes, Saprolegniales, Verrucalvaceae.
AUGUCCCAGAGUGGACAGGACCGAUCGCGCCAGGGGCGCAGCGACGACGCCCAAAGACGCACGAGCAACGGACCGCGCGAACGACCGCUGGAGAGAAUCGACGGGUGCACACGCAGUCCUCAGCUGCUUCAAGUGGAAGGGCAUCCGCCAGGAACAAGUGUGCGCCAGUGGCUGCUAGACCGGGAGACAUAUGAAAUGGACCUGCGGGUCGUAUGCAUGCGUCGAAACCUCGAAUUCAUGCUCAUUCGCAAACUACGAGGCGAUCCCAAGGAGCUCUACGAAGCUGCACUCGAAACAGAGCUACUCAAGAUCAUCAACGAACCCAAGAACGGCGUUGAAGCGGACAUCCCUCUGCUAUUCCACGGGAUCCACAUGGACAUGAAGGAGGACGACGUUCUCAGCCGCAAGCCCGAGCUGCGGAAGAAGAUCUUCAAACGGCUGCUAGAAGUGAUGGACCCAGAUCCAGUCCGAGAUGCGUGCGUCCUCGACAUGGAAAAGGCGUGGCAUCCGGUGGAAUUUACGUGGGAAUCGAUCAGCGAGUUGGUAAUCCAUCAUGCGCAAGAGCAGCAGCGUUUUUACUCGACAUACAGCGCUGGACGUAAAAAGCCGGGCUAUGAAGCCAAAGCAGCGAAGAACAAAAAAGAAAAUCGAAAGGGUGAUUACAGUCGACAAGAACAACGCGACUGCGGCGACGCAGCCCAUCUAUACGACAAAUGCCCCAGCGCAUCGGCCGAGGACAGAGCCAAAAUCAAGUACGAAUGGGCGCUGGUUGCAAAGCGCAUGCAGAACGGGAAGGCCCUCAAGCUCAAAGCAAAGAAGCUCCGGGACAGUCUCAUGACAGCCAACAAGAAGUGGCGGGAAGAACAAGGACAAAGCCGUCUGGACGAAACAGUCCAUACAACGCAUCUGCCAACAGUAUUGGUUGGAAGCGCUGUCGGAAACCUUCCCGUCACAGCGAAGAAGACAGUGGAAUUGCGAACCACUCUGAGCGCGGCCGCCGAACAAGUCAAGCUGCCUGGAAAGCAGCUGUUCUACGUGGUUGACAACAAUGACGAGCUCAUUGUGAGGAAAUAUGCCCUGAUAUCGAUUGGACUCGACAUGGAUAGAUUACUCGAGCAAGUGGCCGUGCGCCAAAUACAUGAAGACGGCGACAACAUCGGCGACCCCGGCGCAGAUGAAGACAUCGCAUUCGGUGUCAGCGUUCGGGGACUGCGUGCAAACGACAAACAGCUGGACGUGGAAGACAUGCGAGCCGCUGAAAACCUCUACAAGGUGGCAACUACAUCCGCGAACGCCGCUGACCAAGCGCAGGCCGCGACAUUUAAACAACUACAAGGAAUCGUCGUCGACGCCGCCACCAAAGCAGUAUGGGGAACCAAGUUCAGAGGCACAGACCUCCCGGCGAAUGUGAAAGCGAUGGAACUACGACUCAAGACGGGUGCACGCCCCUAUCGUUGCAAACCUAGAAAGGUAAACCCCUUGACGGGUAUGUUCGUCAAAGCGUUUGGCAAACAGCUGGAGCAAGACCAAGUUAUUUAUGCAAACAGCUCAAGCUCCCAUCCCAUCCCCGUCAACCUGCCAAACGAUCCCACCAUGCCGUUACAGCUCCUCGUGUUAGAAAACAUCCGCGACGCCAAGAUCGACGACAUCCUGGAGUGGGCGAACACCUUCGACGAGUAUGUGAGCGUGAUGCGCGCCGUGUUCGAUGUAUGCAUGAAGUUCCGCCUGCGCUUGACUCCACGCAAGAGCAAGCAACUGUGCAGCGAAAUCAAAUGGUGCGGCAGAAUCAUUAACGGCGACGGAGUGCGCUCAGACCCUACGAGAAUCCAAGCGCUGUGCCACAUCCCGUACCGGACGGAUGCAGGCCAGCUGCAGCAAUUCAUCUGCGCAGUGAACUAA